GCCACUAGGAAAAAUCAAGUCUUGAAAACGGUGCAGUUUUUUUAAAGUUGGUUGGCUCUGUUCUACCAAAACUGUCCUUGAUUUCCACAACCCACCAGCCCCCUACCUUCUCCUCCUCCUCCACCUAGAAUGUUAGAGCUCUAAGUUAGUACUACUAGUAUAUUACCGGAAGUUUCCAACUUUGAUAUAUUUUAGACAUUUACUAGAAAAAAAAAUGUCACACAAACAAACAAAUUAGUUGGUUAGCGCAUUGGAAAAAAGGCCAAUGCUUUUUAUCUGGUCCUGAUUUGGGAUUUUCUCUUCCUUUACAUUCUUCAAUCUUUUGCUCAGAGAAAGAGAGAAUUCAUCGGUUUUUGUCGAGCUGUGUGCAUUAGAAACUGAACUGGGGCACGUAGCUUGUGGCAAUAGGGCUGAUUGAAAUCGAAGUGAAGGACUUGAACUUCGUGGUCCAAAGUUGAGGUUUUAGCAUAGUUCAGUUGAGAUUUGAAGUGGGUUUUUUAGGUAAACCAGAUUUUGAAUUGGGUAUAGCUUGAUUUCGGUGGUUUGUGGAAGUGGCUGAUUGGAAUUCAAGUUAAAGUCUUGAACUUUAUAAUCUAUUCUUGAGUUUCCUUCAGCUAAGUCAGCCGUGAGAUUUGAAUUGGGUUAUUUCAAAUCUUACAUCGAAUUUGAUUAUGCAAGAAUAGCAUAAUGUCUGGGAAGAGCAGAGGAGGAGCAGAGUCGAGUUAUAAAAGUGUUGUCUCUCGAAGACUAACAGUUUGGCUAUGUAUUGGAUGCUUCUGUGCCGGGAUGCUCUUCACCGACAGAAUGUGGACGGUCCCAGAAGCUAAAGGUAUAUCAAGGACAUCAUCAGUUGAAGACGAAAAACUAAAGCUAGUUGCGGAGGACUGUAAAAAUAAUAUGAAAAGUAAGUCCAACGAUAUUCCGGGAGAAGUGUCAAAGACGCAUCAUGGCAUACAAACACUUGAUAAAACAAUUUCAAGUUUGGAGAUGGAAUUAGCUGCUGCAAGGGCUUUGCAAGAUUCCCUACUUACUGGUUCACCAGUGUCUGGGGACUUGAAGAUUCCAGAAUUGAUCAAGAGAAGGAAAUAUCUCAUGGUUGUAGGCAUUAACACAGCUUUUAGCAGCAGGAAAAGAAGAGACUCUGUUCGUGCUACCUGGAUGCCGCAAGGUGACAGACGCAAGAAGCUUGAAGAAGAAAAGGGCAUUAUAAUCCGCUUUGUAAUAGGUCACAGUGCUACAUCAGGUGGUAUUCUUGAUAGAGCUAUUGAAGCAGAAGAAAAAAAACACGGGGACAUCUUGAGGCUGGAACAUGUUGAGGGAUACCUUGAAUUGUCAGCAAAGACCAAGUCAUACUUCACUACUGCUGUUGCCCUGUGGGAUGCAGAUUUCUAUGUGAAAGUUGAUGAUGAUGUUCAUGUGAAUAUAGGAACCCUGGGAGCAACUCUAUCCAGACAUCUCUCCAAACCCAGGGUUUACAUAGGGUGCAUGAAGUCCGGGCCCGUUCUUGCUCAAAAGGGAGUGAGAUAUCACGAACCUGAGCAUUGGAAGUUUGGAGAGGAUGGAAACAAGUACUUCCGUCAUGCUACCGGUCAGCUAUAUGCUAUUUCAAAAGAUUUGGCUACUUAUAUCUCAAUAAACCAGCACGUGCUUCACAAAUAUGCCAAUGAGGACGUCUCGCUAGGUUCUUGGUUCAUUGGUUUGGACGUGGAGCACAUAGAUGAUCGGCGAUUAUGUUGUGGAACUCCACCUGAUUGUGAGUGGAAGGCUCAGGCAGGCAACAUCUGUGUUGCUUCCUUCGAUUGGCGGUGCAGUGGGAUUUGCAAUUCUGUAGAGAGGAUUAAGGAGGUGCACCGGAGAUGUGGAGAAGGUGAGAAUGCUUUAUGGAAUGCAGUCUUUUGACAUGGAGCAUAUCAUCCAAACUCUGGAGGAUGCAAAUUGAUCAUUGAGAAUUUUGUGUUGUAGAUAUUGCCCUUUAGGUAAUUGUAUGUUAUAUCGAUAUGUAAAGCAUGAGAGAUUUUUUUUUUUUUUUUACCAUUAUUUUUUUUCCUUUCUUCCUUUUUCUUUUUCUUCUGGGAAUUGGGGUUAAACUUGGCCUCAACCCAUUUGAUGGGAGAUCAACUCCUUUUUUUGUUCAGGAGUAAGAUCAUUUAGUUGCCAAGAGACAACUUAAUUGUAGGCAACCAUUCUUUGGUGUCAAAAGAUGCACAAGUUCAGAUUGCAGCUCUUAAGACUGCCGAAACUCAAUAAACGUCUACGAUAAGCGAUCA
Coffea eugenioides is the source of this 2267-nucleotide messenger RNA. RefSeq names its product probable beta-1,3-galactosyltransferase 2. The transcript is spliced from 11 exons. Lineage: Eukaryota; Viridiplantae; Streptophyta; Magnoliopsida; Gentianales; Rubiaceae. Gene Ontology annotation, molecular function: hexosyltransferase activity. The coding region runs from base 688 to 1899 and encodes 403 amino acids. The record is from RefSeq and is a predicted model, not a curated record. Gene Ontology annotation, cellular component: Golgi membrane.